This is a messenger RNA of Astrephomene gubernaculifera, 2275 nucleotides long. Lineage: Eukaryota; Viridiplantae; Chlorophyta; Chlorophyceae; Chlamydomonadales; Astrephomenaceae. The record is from the annotation of a GenBank genome assembly.
GGUCGGAGGGUGGUGGUGGCGGCUGCGGUGGAGGAGCAGGAGGUGGUGGUGCUCACGGCUCCCCUGGCGACGGAGGCGGCAGCAGCGGCCUGGCUGGGGACCCCGAGGUGGCGGAGCUGCUCAGGUCCAUUGCGAGCGACCCGUUCUGGGGUAUCCGCUGGUCCGAUCUGUCCCCCUGGCUGAGCACGCUGGUGGGCACGGGCAGCACGGGCCAGGUGUUCGCGGGCAUGUACCUGCACGCGGAGGUGGCCAUCAAGGUGAUCGGAAUCAACCGGGACAUGCGGUUCGACCUGGGGGCCCUGCGCGCCUUCAAGGCCGAGGUGGACCUCAACAAGCGGCUGAACAACCACCCCAACAUCGUGCGCUUCAUCGGAGUGUGCGCGGACUACAUCCAGCAUGCAGCCCGACAGGCGGGGCUGCUGCAACCCAACACAUCCGCCUCCUCCGCCUCCUUGAUGACAGCAGCAGCGGAGGGCGAUGCUGGUGGUGUGCUUGGGGGCGGGCCCGAAGAUGGGAGUGCGUCGGGGCUGUUGCCACCCGGGGGGUCCCGGUUGUCCCAUCAUCACCCCCACCAGCACCACCAGCAGCAGCACCCCCGGUCUGAGGCGAUGUUGGCGAUCGUGAUGGAGUACUGUCCGCUGGGGACACUGUGGGGCAUGAUUGGGGAGGCCCGGCGAGCUCAGCAGGUGCUCAGCUCCGCAGCCGCAGCAGGUGGCGGUGGCGGAGGGGGUCGGGGCAGCUUCACCAAGCACGGGUACGACUUUUACAAGCGCUGGGAGCGACGGUUGGAGGUGCUGUGCGGCGCCGCUGCGGGUCUGGAGUACAUGCACCGCUGCGCCGUCAUACACCACGACUUCACCUCCUACAACCUGCUGCUGGAUGAGCGGAACGGCAGGUGGAUCACAAAGGUCUGCGACUUCAACCUCAGUCGGGUCAUGGUGGCCCGCACCCCGCCCUCCGCCUCCUCCUCCUCCUCCUCCUGCCUCACGGUCCCCAACUCGGGCGCCAUGACCUCCCCCCGCUGGCAGUCGCCCGAGUACCUGGCGGGGCAGGAGUACGGCUGGAGCACCGACGUGUUCUCAUUCGCAGUGGUGGUGUGGGAGGUGGUCACCCUGCAGCAGCCCUGGGCCUCCGAGCUAGCCCACCUGCACAAGCACAUGGAGCCCUGGGUGAUCCGAAACGCGGUGACGGCGGGGCAGCGGCUGGCGUUCCCGGAGGCGGGGGCGGUCCGGCCGGAGCUGCCGGAGCUGGGGCAGCUUGUGGAGCUGUGCCAGGCCUGCUGGGCGCACGACCCGCGACGGCGGCCGCGCAUGGGGGAGGUGGCGGAGCGGCUGCAUGGGCUGCUGCAGACGGUUCGUCAGCGCGAGGAGGCUCGACGACGUGAGGAGGCCCGACGGCGCCACGAGGCCGCCCUCAACCCGCCCCCCGCACCCGCACCCGCCCCGGUCCCGCAACAUGCAGCAGGCCCCGCAGCACCGCAGCACCCCCCGGCGCAACCCUCACUGCCGGGCCCCCACCAGCAACAUCAUCAACACCUGCAGCAGCAAGUGCAGGCGCAAGCGCACCCCCAAGCGACGCCUGGGGAGGGCCUCAUAACCCAACAACAACAUCAGCAGGGGCAGCAGCAGCAGCAGGGGCAGCAGCACGCAGUCACUGCAGGCCCCCCACCUCCCCUUCCUCCUCCCUCCCCGCCCCCACUGGCCCCCCCGCUGGUGGGAGCAGCGACCACCCGCAUGUCGCCCUUUGCCCGCACCUCCACCACCACCACCUCCACCACCCUGGUGUCUCCCUUCGCAUCGCCCUUUGCCGCCGCGGCUCCCUCUGCUGCUGGUGCUGGCGCCGGCAACCGGGAAGAUGCCUAGUUCCGGAAAGGGUGGGAGCUGCUGGCAACUUGCCGGCAUUGCUGCAGGGCUGUAGAGUAACUACUAACUAGUAGUAGUAAUAAAAUUAGUACUAGUCGUAGGAUUGUAGGAGGAGGAGGAAAGGAGGGCGGCAGCCAGCUUAUGGCCAUGUAAAAGCCUAGAGCGGUAGGCAGGGGCGGACUGGGGGGAUGCAUGGGUGUGCAUGGGGGGGGGACCCAGCCGUCAGCCCCCGCCCCUGUGCACUGCCGCAUACGUCCCUUACGCGGCCCCGUGUCCGUGUGAGCGCGCGUGGACACGUUAUGUUUUCUCCCCGUUCGGCCGCCGCCAUGACAGCGCAUUUCCAUCUGUCGGAAUGCCGCUAGCGUGAAUGACAAGGGAGGGCCAAGGUGCUCUCUCUUUUGUAUAUGGGUAGC